This is a messenger RNA of Rotaria sp. Silwood2, 393 nucleotides long. The record is from the annotation of a GenBank genome assembly. Lineage: Eukaryota; Metazoa; Rotifera; Eurotatoria; Philodinida; Philodinidae.
AUGAUGCAAACAUUCGUUUUUAUAUAUGUUCUUUUCAUAAGUGCUUAUUGCGCACCUAUGUUCGAUGAACAACUCAACCAUCAAUGGUCUUUAUUUAAACGUAUUGAUAAAAAAAACCAUAUACUUCAAUGGAUGAAGAAACUAAUCGCUAUUCAAUCAUCAAAUGUUUUAUUCCAUCAUGUAAUAACUUUUGUACAUGGUCAACUUCAAGCAAUAUGUUCAAUUUCAGCAUUAACUCAACAAUUGUCGAUGCUCAAUAAAAAUUAUAUGGUUCAACAUAAAACUACUGAAAUACUUGAUACAAUAGGUACUAAUGGAUGUCGUCAUAUUCUUAAAACAUAUUUAAACGAUACAGAAUGUGUUGUACAUGAAAGUUAUAAAGCUACAUUUUAG